UUUUUUCCUCAUAAAGCCAAGGCUUUUUAAGUUUUCUUUGUGUUAAUUUUCAAUCAGACAAACUUUACAGUUAGAGGAUUGUUGCUCAUUACGCUUGUGGUGCUAUAGGUGUCUUUAAAUGAGAGUUUGGCCACAAAGGCGCGGAACGUGCUUUCAGGUUUAGCACAUCUGCGCUGGGUGGAAAGAAGUUUAUAGCAACGCAGUGUCCCUUCAGUUGCGAUUUGCCAGUCGGUAGUGUGGGACGAAGGGUGUUUUGUAUUCGAAGACCAUUAAAUUACCCGAAGUGCAGGGUUAGAGGGCAGCAGUGCGCAUGUUCAGUACUCCAGAGUUGUUCUGUUUUUCCCCUACUACGCAUUCCUGCGGCUCGGUAGUAGAGCAGCCUCUCUCAUUGUUAGUAUCCUUAGAGCAAUUAAUGCAUAUACAGUUCGUGAAAUCAUAGGGCUUUUGGAAACACGGUGUACUAGUAUGGUUCGUAGACCCUUUUAAGAAGUUUUGGAAGCGCCAUUCAGCUGAGAGGCAAGCACACAAAGGGAAUUAAGCCACAAAGACGAAGUUUAAGGAGCGGGUGGUACUGGCGCGAGCGGAGCUCCCGCAGGACAGGAGCCGGGCGCCUGUCCGGGAUUGUAGCGUGGGGCUGCUGUGCUUGGAGACACUAACCGCAGGAGCUCCGGAGCCCUCCGCUCGCCCGAGGCAGGCUGAGAUUGUUAACCCUAUUGCUAGCAGGGGGGUUUGGUUGGGAUUUUACUGUUGGUUGUUUUUUUUUUUUUUCUUGGUUUCACUGAAUUAAUUUAGCCCAGUUAUUUUUAGGACAUUCCUAUGCUCCCUAUUUGCACAGCAGUGGUGAGCUGGUUUCCUGUCUGCUGUUGCUUCCAUUGUUCAGACUUCUGUCCCCGAGGGCAGCUGCUGGUUGGUAAAAUACCAAACUCUCCGCACUUUCAACUGUUGUUCUUACCAGCCCCCCUCCCCCCGCCGAAAUAAAUGCGUGCGAAAAACGCUGACGUAGUUUCUAGGUAUGCAUGUGGAGGGCUUUGUGUGUGUAUCUGUGUGUGAGAGGGGGAGAGAUCUGCUUUGAGGAUUGCAAGUCCUGGGCUGAAACAAUAGAAACAAUGAAAGGUGACAGGCAGGAGGGAGAACUUUUGAGAGGGGCCAUGGGCCUGGGGUUUGCGUGGCAGAAAUUAAAAGGUGUAGUUGCAAUAUCGGGCAGUGAAACGGAGGAUGAUGACACUAUGGAUGUCCCAUUGGAUCUUUCCUCAUCUGCUGGCUCAGGCAAACGGAGAAGACGUGGCAACCUGCCCAAGGAAUCUGUGCAGAUUCUUCGGGACUGGCUGUAUGAGCACCGAUACAAUGCUUAUCCUUCAGAGCAAGAAAAAGCCCUGUUGUCCCGACAAACACACCUUUCCACACUACAGGUCUGCAACUGGUUUAUCAAUGCACGCCGCAGGCUUUUACCUGACAUGCUGAGGAAGGAUGGCAAAGACCCAAAUCAGUUCACUAUCUCACGACGAGGGACCAAGCUCCCUGAGGGUGGCCUGGUAGAGUCUUCCAUCAGCACAAAGAACUACAUUCCCCUGCUGGAGGAGACUGCCUUCCUUCCCUCUGCAGCACCGCUUGGCAAGACUAUGUCCUCUUCCAAGCCAGCUUCCCCAGGAUCAGUCCUGGCUCGGCCAUCGGUGAUUUGCCACACGACUGUGACUGCAUUGAAAGAUGCCCCUUUCCACUUUUGCCAGCCAGCUGAUGUAGGCCAGACCACGGACCUGCAGCAGCCCCCCACCAACGGCUUCACAGACAACUCUCUCUCCUACCCUGAGGACGCAUCUAAACUGGGACCUGGUGCUAAUGCACAAAGUGGGCUCUUUAACACUCCUCCUCCAACCCCACCAGACCUUAACCAGGAUUUUAGCGGAUUUCAGCUACUGGUGGAUGUUGCACUCAAAAGGGCGGCAGAGAUGGAGUUGCAGGCAAAACUUAUGGCUUAAAUUCCCUCUGUUCUCCUUCCCAUUUUGUUUUUCCAGGCAGGGAUCUAACAGCUGUGUGGUUAUUGCCACCCACAUGAUAUCAAAAGACUUCACAGCAUUAUUAUUAUUUUUUUUAUUAAUCUUAUUUGCACAAGGGAUUGCUGAAAUGAAGCUUCCUGUCACUGAGUUGGUUUUCAGUGGAAUAUGGUCAUUCCAAGAAUUAUAAACUUAAAGCUACUGUAGAAAGAAAGGACUGUGUGUUGGUUUUGUUUUUUUUUUUUGUUUUGUUUUUAAUGUUUUCUUCAUAGGUUUUUCAUAAUGUGAGAUAGUUCCCAAGAUCAUGUGAUUUGUUUUUUUUUCUUUCAGACUGUGCAAUAUCUAGUAAUGAUAUAGAGUCUUCUUAUCAUUCCCAUGUGGAACAGAAUAUACCGACAUGCUGUUUAAAAUAAAUUUUCAAUUUUUUUAACAAUAUGAACUUUGGAUGAUUAUGCUUUUUUUCCCAUAAUGUAAUAAAAUAUUUUCUUUACAAA
Molecule: messenger RNA, 2485 nt
Organism: Pezoporus occidentalis (night parrot)
Lineage: Eukaryota; Metazoa; Chordata; Aves; Psittaciformes; Psittacidae
Gene: TGIF1
Product: TGFB induced factor homeobox 1
Exons: 3
Coding region: 1017-1976 (319 amino acids)
Biological process (GO): negative regulation of transcription by RNA polymerase II
Molecular function (GO): RNA polymerase II cis-regulatory region sequence-specific DNA binding; DNA-binding transcription repressor activity, RNA polymerase II-specific
Source: RefSeq, a predicted model, not a curated record